Clunio marinus is the source of this 1286-nucleotide messenger RNA. The record is from the annotation of a GenBank genome assembly. NCBI's taxonomy places the organism in Eukaryota, Metazoa, Arthropoda, Insecta, Diptera, Chironomidae.
AAGUUCGAAAAAGUUCGAAUUGUUUGAAACGUUCCAAAAUAUUAAUUAACUGAAUUUUAGAUCAUUUAAACUUGUUAAAAUAAAAUAAUUUCCUAUAAGAGGACAACAAAUUAUGUCAAGUCACGAGCUAGCUAUCAACAAACUCAUAGAAAAUGGAAUUCGAUGUAGAAAUCUUCAAAAUAUUUUAGCAUCGAAUUGCGUCGUGGAUUGGUUUGGACGGACACUUGUAGGACAACAGAAAGCCAUCGAUUUUUAUCACAAUUCCAACACAAAUUAUGAGCACACUAUAUUAAAUAUAGUCAAUUCUGAAGCUAUAGAAGAGCGAUCUCAUCAUCAUCUUACACGUGAACAUCCACCAGAAAAUCUUAAAUCACUUUCUGAUAUUGACGUUGAUCAAUGGUACGAUUGCAAGUCUCAUUCACCGUCAAAUCUUAAAGAAGGUCAAAAGACGCCGGAACAACGAAUGACAAGUCAAAUUUGUCCUGGAGCGCCUUGUAGGCCCGGAAUGAGUUUUCUUCCUUUUGAUUCUGACAUUGAUGACAGUGAAGACGAAGAAGAAGAAGGAAAUGUUUCCGGUAUUCGUCCUCUUGAUGCAUCAGUGGAAUUGGAACCAAAAUUAAAUGACAAAUCUCCAGCAUGUAAAAAGUUACGACGUGGAAAUGAGGAAACGAAUGAGCUGAGCUCAAAUGUCGAAAGUAAUUUUUCUGAUCUCUUUUAUGUGGAAGCUACGGGAGUUGUUGCCAUUAAACGUCAACCAAAGAUGAGUGAUGAACUUGAGAAACGUGAUUGUCGAAUGUUAGUUUCAUAUCGAACUAAGAAAACUGAUCCAAACUUUGUUCAAAUCGCUCUCAUUGUUUACAAAUCUAAUACAAAAAAUCCAAAAACCCGCCGCAAUUUAAUGUUAGAAUUUCGUGAAGAAUCUGUCGAGUUUUCGACUCCAACAUUGUUUUCAAGAAGUCAAACUGAGGAAAGAAUUGAAUUUUCAAUCGAUGGGAAAAAUUCAAGUCGAGCCGCGACAGUUCCAGCUGAGAAUAAAACAUCGAAAGCUGUUAAACGUCCGCUCAAUUCGAAGACUUCUCUUCGAUUCUAGACAUGUUGAUGAUACAAACUCAAACAAGCAAGAAUUUAAUAGUUAUAUUAAUACAAUAUACUCAAGUGCCUCCAAACAUUAAUUCAACCAUAACUUGUCGCCAUUCGUGAUUCAAUUUUUAUAUUUCUGAACUGUUUUUAUUUGAAAAUAAAUUAUUUUGAACAUAAACUCACGUCUUCUACUCGAUGGAUGUUCA